Messenger RNA from Aspergillus campestris IBT 28561, 1224 nucleotides. It is a transcript of the gene ksrA, whose product is annotated as 3-dehydrosphinganine reductase. The record is from RefSeq and is a predicted model, not a curated record. Lineage: Eukaryota; Fungi; Ascomycota; Eurotiomycetes; Eurotiales; Aspergillaceae. The transcript is spliced from 3 exons. Gene Ontology annotation, molecular function: 3-dehydrosphinganine reductase activity. Gene Ontology annotation, cellular component: endoplasmic reticulum membrane. The coding region runs from base 56 to 1171 and encodes 371 amino acids. Gene Ontology annotation, biological process: sphingolipid biosynthetic process.
UCGAUUGACAAUUUGGACCCUCUCGUGCAAAGAGGAAUCCCUCAAUCCAUCCUUGAUGUCUUCAAUACUGUCUUCACUCUCCAGUGACUUGUCGCCCACGACAUUGGGGAUCUCAGUCGCUAUUUGCGGAUUGGUCGUUUAUCUAACCGCCCAAAUGUUCGGAUUCGGUUCGCGCAAUGAGUUCGUCGUUGAGGGGAGGACAGUCGUGAUUACGGGGGGUUCAGAGGGGAUGGGCAAGGCCGCUGCCUGCCAACUUGCGAAGAAAGGUGCAAAUGUUGUCCUGGUUGCGCGAACCGUCAGCAAGCUGCAGGCAGCUCUCGAAGAAGUCGCGAGCGCAGCAGCAGAUACCACGAAGCAACGAUUCCACUACAUCAGCGCCGAUCUUACAAACGCCGAGGAGUGCGACCGGAUUAUCACGGAGGUCACCGAGUGGAACCAGGGUCACCCACCCGAUGUGGUGUGGUGCUGUGCCGGAUUCUGCAACCCAGGUUUCUUCGUCGACACCCCGAUUCAAACGCUCCGGAGCCAGAUGGACACGGUAUACUGGACCGCCGCAAACACGGCCCACGCGACACUGCGGAAGUGGCUUUCUCCCGCCGACCCGAGUCAGCAGCAAACGCAAACGCCGGCGCCUCGACGACACCUUAUCUUCACGUGCUCCACGCUUGCCUUUGUGUCUGUCGCGGGCUACGGGCCCUACGCUCCUGCGAAAGCGGCCAUUCGCUCGCUGUCGGAUACCCUCAGCCAGGAGAUUGAACUGUACAAUGGGUCCCGCGCAUCCAAGUCCCAAGUUUCUGCGACGCCGGCCGACGUGAAGAUCCAUACUGUUUUCCCGAUGGGCAUCUUGAGCCCCGGAUUCGAGAAUGAAGAGAAACUGAAGCCCGAGCUGACGAAGCAGCUGGAGGAGGCUGAUAAGCCACAGACUCCGGAGGAGGUUGCCAAGAUCUCGAUCCAGGCUUUGGAGAGAGGAGAUUAUUUGAUCACGACGAUGUUCGUCGGCCACAUUAUGAAGGGAAGUGCGCUGGGCGUGAGUCCGCGAAACUCCGUCAUCCUCGAUACCCUGACGGGCUGGCUUAGCAAUCUGGUGUUUGUCCCGAUUAUCGCUGAUCUCAAGAGGAAGGCUUGGAACUGGGGGGUCAAGAACGGCGUUCCCUCGCCGAGCUCGAAGUAAUAUAGACCCUAUUUGUACAUUAUGAUGAACAUAUUAUACUAAGAUGUGAUGAG